AUGAUGGAGCGUCCCAUGGAGAGGCCCACGGCCUUGGAAUAUCAGCAUAUUGAAGCGCUGGAGAAGCUGAAAGUUGGCCUCAUGGAUGACUUGCGCUUGUUGCGAAAGGAAAUGGCCAAGCUGACAUCACAAGUUCUGGAGAUUCAGAACCAAGCCCAGUCGCUGAUGGGAACGUUUGUUGGCGGCACCGCAUCCCUCAACCCCGCAAUAGCAUCACCGCCUCAAGCAGAUGGAAACUCAAGAAAACAAGAUGGGGAAUCGUUGCCUACAUGUCGAUCUCCGGUCAGACGUGUGAGCGAAGGGGAGACGGAACAUCCUGGCAAGUCUUACGCAGACCUGUCAUAUCCGCCAUUCGGUACCCUGUUUCUCCCUUUGCCGGAUCCUUUGGAAGAUGCACCAAACCAAGCACCGGUACAGACACAGGAGAUCUUGCAGGGGACUGUACAACCCGCAGGUGAAGCUGAACCAACGCUCAAUCCCCAGAACACCCGAAAAAUUGGUGACACAGGUACCGGUACUUCGAUCAGUACCGCCAGCGCCAAAGAUACCGGUAGUGGCUCCUCCCAUCAAGGACCUCCGUUGUGUCUGAUUCAAAAUGACAAUAACGAUGGAGACACAGGUACCCCGGUUAGGGGUGAACAAGAAGGAGUUGUGGCUGCAGCAGGGGAGAGCAAACAAAACAACAUCCAGAAUCAGGCUGUGGGAACACCCCUCCCGACCAGACAGAAUCAACCAAACUCGGACACCAACAAGCAAACAUCUGAUGAAUGUUCUUGCACGGACCAAUUCGAGCCAAUACCAAUCUGCAUGGAUCAAGCGACUCUCGGACCAGGAGGUGCUGAUGAAAACAAGCCUACUGAUCAAGGAUUCGAGCCAAUACCAAUCUGCAUGGAACAAGAGACUCUCGGACCAGGAGGCGCUGAUGAAAACAAGCAUACUGAUGAAGCAGAACAUUCAAAGGAUUCCUAUGAGCCAGUCGCGUUCCACCGAAUAUAUCCGCAAAAGGAAACAGAUACUAGUAUAGAUCAGGGAGGAUCCAGUGCUGCUGCCAUCGUGUCGCCAUCGGAUCCACUCAAAACGAUGCGUCCAUUCACAGUUCUUGACGAUGCAUUGGACGAAUCGUCGCGUGGACGUACCUCGCCUCCCGAAACCACAACAGCGAAGACGGCGACUGGUUGCAAUCCAGACAAAAGCAAAGAAAAGGCCAAAACGUGCACUCCAAAUGUGUUUGACAAGGAGGAAAACGGCGGUAAGAAGGCACUCGGAGAGGGCGAAAGAUCUGAAAACCCGCAGAAGACUGCAGAUGUAUCGACGCCGACCAAGGUGUCGGCAGUGUCGACACCAAAGACACAAGUUGCUACUCCCAAAACGCGAAUCCGACUUCGAAUGCCAGAGAAAGCUACUGCCUGCGAGGAAGGGGGCGCUGACAAAGCUGAUAGGUCGACAGAACGGAUCAGAGAUAUUGUGCCCAACGGUACGACUGAGAAUGAAUCAAGAGCAGAUGCGACCCCCGCUCACCCCAAUAAUAGAAAAACAACAACGGAAGUAGAACAGCAACCCUCCAAGAAGAAGCCGAGUCCAGCCUCAAAACAAGAGAUGCAAAGAAAGGAGGCCAUGAAAAAUCUACUGCAUCGACAAGAGGCUGAGCUAAGGCAACUGCAAGAGCAACACCAACGCGCCAUAGCUGUUCUCGUGCACCAUGCCAAUGGUGAAUCGACAGAAACAGAACGAGAAAAGGAAAUGCGACGGCAAAAGGAGCGCUUCUUGAUGUUCACCAGAGUGCUUAUGAAAUACCUCGAGACCAAAGAUCGAACAUUGCACGGCAAAGUCAAAAAAGUUAUCAAAGAAUGCGCCGAACGAAACAAGCGACAGGAACCAGGAUACGAGUCCGUCACAGCAUCCAUGAGAGAGAGAUUUAAGGAGAUCGUUCCAGAUGAUUACUGGAAACGGGCCGAAUCGUAUCUAGACCACUUUUUGGCCCAAAAACAAAAAAGAGACAAUCAGACCGGAGGUUCAUCUUCGUCGCCUUCUGCCAGACCUGUAACUAACGAACAACGACCCCCUGUCAGAGCUGCAGUAGCCCACCGGACUCCCAAUGGUUCGAAGCAGCUAACGGCAGUCAGGCAAGUCUAUCUCGGGAAGAGAAGGCUCAAUACCCCGGACCGCCAGGACGGGAAAAAGAAAGCCAAAGUUUCGCGGUCUCCCAUUGCUUCGAAGAAGAAGCUACCCGGACGUGCCUCUCGGAAGGGGAGGCCCAAUACCCCCAACCGCCACAACGGGGAAAAGAAAGCCAAUGUUUGGACUCCAAGCUAG
Seminavis robusta is the source of this 2313-nucleotide messenger RNA. Lineage: Eukaryota; Bacillariophyta; Bacillariophyceae; Naviculales; Naviculaceae. The record is from the annotation of a GenBank genome assembly.